Messenger RNA from Orussus abietinus, 6393 nucleotides. RefSeq names its product thyroid receptor-interacting protein 11. The record is from RefSeq and is a predicted model, not a curated record. Lineage: Eukaryota; Metazoa; Arthropoda; Insecta; Hymenoptera; Orussidae. The transcript is spliced from 13 exons. Gene Ontology annotation, biological process: Golgi organization; endoplasmic reticulum to Golgi vesicle-mediated transport. Gene Ontology annotation, cellular component: Golgi apparatus. Gene Ontology annotation, molecular function: small GTPase binding. Bases 161 to 4837 code for a protein of 1558 amino acids.
AUAUUUCUCAAAGCACUAUAAUAUCAUUAUUGACAGUUUUGUGAUUUCUACGUCGCUAAAAAGUGCAAUCUGACAAGGAAAUGUCAUUUUCGUGAUGCUGAUAAACUGUUCUCAGUCCAUAUUUGUGAAUCACCUCUAACAUUGAGUGUCGACGUGUAAAAUGGCGUGGUUCGGAGAUGGGCUCUCGAGCUUGUCUAAUUUAAAAGGACAAAUUACUAACUUUACGAAGGAAAUACUUCCGGAAAGCAUUUCCGAGGAUAUAGGUGAACGGUCGAGGAAUUCAAAUGAUGCGAGUGAAAAAUGUACCCAACUUCAAGAAAUAAUUGAUUCCAAAGAUGCCGAAAUCUCGUUGCUGCGCCAGCAAAACUCCGAUCUGCAAAGAACCGUCGUGGAGUUGAAUACGAGAUUGCAGGAGACGAAUAAUGUCAGUCGCGACGAGGAAGAUGGAGGAAUGUUUUGGGAUCCUGUUUCUGUUAGAAAUCACGACAGCAAAUAUCAAAGCCAAGUGCGCUCAUUGCAGGAUCAGCUGGCACAAGCCACCUUGACGAUUCAAAAUUUGGAAACCGAAUUGAAACACGUCCAGAAAGCGAAUUCUACCUCUUUAAUGGAUGAAAUCCAGGAGGGACACCAAAAAACGGAGCUGUUGAGAGCUAAACAGGACAUGAUGAAUCAUUUAAUACAGAUGGGUGAAAAGAAUCGUGAAAUGGAAAGGAACCUGAAGCGUAUCCAAUUAGAUGAAGCUGUUCUAGUUAAUGACUUUAAAACUGUGAUUUCCAAAUUGGGAUCUGUUGAACAACUCGAUCUAAUAAGAGGAGCUCUUAAGGCUCUUGAAACGGAAGCUAAAAAACUGGACUCCUACCACCAUCACCAGAAAUCAAACAGUGAGAAAAAUGGCGAGAAACUAAGCGAAGACAAAUUUGAAUCCGUGCCUUUGAGACCAAGCUACGACGGAAACUUUUUCAACGAAGGAGUGGCAGAUCCAGGGGAAGUGCUGGAAUUGAAAAGGAAAAUCACUGAACUUGAGGAAGAAAAUAAAAAUCUGUCCACCAAUAUCGAGGAACUGGAUCAACAGAGCGCAGAGUCCAUUGCGAAAGUUCUGUCCGUAAAAGAGGAAUUACAGAAGAAGCAUCAGUACCUUCAGAAAGCGUACGAGGAUCUCUACGUGGAGAGCAACACGGCUCAGAAUAAAGUGAAAGCCUUGCAGGCCAAACUGGAAGAGACCACCAACAAUACAACUGCGAAGCAAAAGACGAUAAGUCAGUCCUCACAGACUGAAGAAACCAACAAUAAACAUGCAGAUGUUCAAACUGAACAAAAAGAUGUAGAUAGAGAGAACGAGAACAUAGGAUUCCCCGAUGUGGUCAAAAAGGUGAGAGAAAUCCUCAAGGACUAUCCCUUGGAAAGUGAGUCGCAUCAAACGUUCUUUGAAGCGAUUGCAAAAAGUCUCGUCGAUGAAAAAUGGAAAAAGGAUGUUCUCGAAAGGAAAGUUACCGAACUCACUAGAGAAUUAAAGCAGUCUGCGGAAAUAAAGGAUGCUUUGCAAUUGGAAUGCGAUGACAUGCAGACUAAUAUUGAGUCACUGCUGCUAGAAAUUCAGCAUUUAAAAACCAACCUUCCAUCGAUACCGGAAGCGAGCGAAGAACGAGUCGCUUCUUUGGAAUCAGAAACGGAGUCUUUGAGCGAAGAUAUUAAACGUCUUCAGGAUGAGAAUAUUAGCCUGCGCCAAAAAAAUACGGAACUGAUCACCAGUACACAUAGUAUGGAGAGUUCGCUGAGAAACCAGGAGAAUUUGGAGGCAGAAGUGAGGAAUACAAAACAACAAUUGGAUAUAGCUAAGCAGCAGUUAGAAGGAGUUUCGAAAAAUGUUGAAAGCAAUGAAAACACCAUGGAGGAUCUCAGUCGUCGACUGCACGUAUCGCUGGAGGAAAAUACCGAAUUGCGGAAGAAAAUCGAUCAGUUAGAAAAUUCGGAGAAGCAGAUGCAGGAUCAACUGAGAAUGUCAAUGGAGAAGUGCAAGGGCUUGGACGAUAACAUAGAAUUAAUCGAGGAACUCAAAUUGGAUCUUGACAAUGUUCGCCGAGAAUUGAAAUCGUCGGUUUCAAAUGGCAAAAGACUUGAGACAAUGCUUUCCGAAAUGCAAGAAUCGAAACAUGAAAUGGAAAAAGAAAUGCUAACGCACGAAAGGGAUAGUCUGAAAGCUCAGUUGAUCGCACUAAACGAAUCAAAUGAUACGAAAGAAGUUAUCGAGUUACGAGAACAAUUGGAAAUAGCGAAUCGUGAUAAAAACGACCUAGAAUACGAUAUUGCGAAAAUGAGAACUGAACUAGACAAAGCGUUUGAUGAAUCAGAUAAACUGUUGCAAGAAAAUCAAACGUUAACUCGAGAAAUCGAAUCAUUGUACGAACAGCUGACAAUUAGUCGGAACGAAGCCAGGGAGAAGACGGAACUCUUGACAACAGAAAUGGAUCUACUUCAGCAGGAACACGAAGAGUUGAAAAAAGAAUUAAGUAACAAUAAAACCGAGUUACAAAAUACGUUACAUAAGUUACAAAAGACGAAAGAAAAAUUAACGAAAUUGGAAUCCGACUUGUCUCACUCCGCAUCACGGAUCGGGGAAUUAGAAGUCGAAAAUAAAACUUUACGCAUGAACGCUAAUGCUGCAGUAGAACUCGAGCAGACAUUGCAAUCUACUGAAGAGAGGCUUAGAUUGACAGAAGAUGACUGCAACCGAAUAAAGCAUGACUUAUCCGAUUCCAAAUCCCAUGUUCAGGAUUUACACGUUGAGAACGAAGCAAUCAAAAAUACCAAUGCUGAACUAGAAAAUGAAUUGCAGUCUGUCAAAAAGAGAUAUCAUGAAGCAGAAGACGAAUGUGAGAGACUGAAAAAGGAAUUAUCUUCUCUACGCGUUGAAGAAGCAGAAGUAGCAACACUAAGAGAAAAUUGUACCAAACUCGAGAAACAGCUGAAGCACAUAAAAAAUGUUGAAGAAAAACUGCAAAUUGCCGAGAGCAAAUGCGGCGAAUUGGAAGCUGAAUUGGAAGGCUUACGAUCCGAAAAGAAAAAAUCGGAAACUCUUUCGGAGGUUAAAAUCUCCGAUAACGAGAAGCAACAAAUCUUAGAAGUUUUGGAAGAAAAAAUGAGGGAGAAUUCUAUGUUAAAAGCUGAUAAUAGUAAACUGAUGACUUCGAUAGCGGACGAACAGCACAAAUUGAAUACAUUAAUGGAAAGCAACAAAGAGUCCUCGGUAAUGGCCCGAGAGACAAUUGAAAAUCUGUCGCAACUCGUAAGAGAGAAAGAUCACGAAAUAGAAAACUUAAAAUCAAAUGCCCUUUCCUGUAACAUUCCUAACGGCGAGGUAGAACUGUUUAACUCUCUUAAGAACGAAAGGGACGAACUCGUAAAGCUCAUACAAGCGAAGCAUGACGAAAGCUUGCAAUACCACAAUGAGAUUCAACGAUUAAAUCAAACGGUAAACGAACAGAAUAUUGCGCUUCAUAAACUAGCGGCCGAACACGAAGCAAAUUUGUCUUUGAUCAAAGAGAAGGAAGCUAAGAUUCUAUGGGCGGAAAAUGAGCUGCAAGUGGUUCGACAGAGAUUGAAGAACUUCGAAGAGUCGAACAAUUAUGGAGAGUAUUGCAACAUCGCGGAGCAUGCGGCUCAGCUCGCGAAAUUUGGAAUUUUGGAUGAGAAGGCCAACGCAUUGGAAGCUGCGCUGAUUCAAGAACAAUCCAAUAAUAGGAUGAUGCAGAGUCAACUGAUGGAGAGUCAAAGUAAAGAGACGAACGCGGCAAAAGAACUGGAAAGACUUAGAGCUCACUUGAUGGAAAUGGAAGCCAGUUAUACGGAAGAAGCUUUACAAGCCGAAGACACGCGGAAGCAACUCGAAGCGAAAUUGGCGCAAGCCGAGGAAAGGGCGAAGAAUAGCUCAACCGUUUACACAUCGGCAAGCAUCAGAGCGAAUCAGCAGCUUGAAACGUUGCAGCAACAAAUGGCUCUGAUAGUUAAGCAGAGGGAUGAUAUACAAGGUAAAUUGGCAGUAGCCGAAGACAAAGUCUUGUCUCAUACUGCCUCGCUGACCAACUUGCAGCUCGUACUGGAACAGUUUCAAAGAGACAAAGAGAAGGAUAUACAAAUUGCUACGGAAAAGAUCCGAAAUCAACUUCAUGAGUCUUAUAGAAAAGAGGAAGAACUGAUGAAUGAAGUCACGAACUUGAAGGAUCAAUUGGCUGACGCCAAAGAGUGCUUACAAGCAGCCUCCAGACUUAGUGAACAAUUAGACAAGAAGGACGAACGGAUCGAGCAUUUAACUCAAGAAGUGGCAAGGUUGUCAGAGAUUGUUAACACGGCUGAGGAAAGGAUACAAGAGGCCAAUCGAAACGGAGAGGGAAAAGUUGAUAAGUCUCUCGUUAAGAAUCUUUUACUGGGUUACAUAUGCUCACCAACCACUGAUAAAUCAUCUGUCCUUCGAGUCUUUGCAACCGUUUUGGAUUUCAAUGAUUCGGAAAGAGACAAAAUCGGGUUGAAUGGUCCCGUUUCUGGUACAGGAUGGUUUUCCGGAUUGCUUAGCGGUGCAGGACCUUCAACUAAGGAUCAAGAAGUCUCACUGUCAGCUGCCUUUGUUAGAUUUCUAGAAAGUGAAUCGAAACCAAAAUCUCAAGUACCAGCUCUACCACUAGCACCUGCGCCUUUGCCUCGAUCUGGCCACAGUCGACAACAUUCUACGUCAUCCACGCAUUCCACAAUUUUGCUGUCCAACGUCACUCUUCCAACAUUUCCGGAUUUCGUUCCAGCCAGAAACAGUGGGUCAAUUUUGAAAGAAGUCCUAAAAGAUAGUUGAUACUAAGGAGACCUCACGAUAUGAUUUAUGCACAGAGGGUUUAUAUGGCAUGAAAUCUGUAGACAUAUUAAAAUGUCGUCCAGAACAUAUAAUGAGAUCGAAUACGGUAAUACUGUAAUUAAGGAUUACGACUGUGCAGACUACUGAUAUUGAUUGUGAGGCAACGAAUAAGUAAUGAUGUUACUCCUAUAUAACUCGCGUAUGAGUGCUUUUUAUACCUAACUAUAACCCUGCUCAAAUUAUGGCGCAUAACAAACAUUUGUAAUGUACGGAUCUGUAUGAUAAAAUUAAACUGUAAGUUGUUAUGGACAGUAUGCAGGGAUGAGCAGCAGCUAAAUAUUUUUGGAGAUGAAAUUGUUCGCCAUUAUCCGUUUUGUAAACAUGAAUAUAUCCACUAAGCAACAAAAUGAAACACUGUUAGGUACAUAUCCUAAUUCGCGCUUAUUUUAUGUGUACUAUACAGAGACGAGUAUUUAUUAUCUUACCUACGGGAAUCUAAUUUCUUACAAAUUACAGAAUACAAUAAUAUGUUUCGAUAAUUUUACGAAUUUAUUUUAUAUUUCUUAAUAUUGGUGUAAUUCAAUAGUCUUUAGUAAUGGCAAAAACAUUUUUCAUUUCCUGUGUCUAACUGCUGCUUAUGUGAUGUUAUAUUUAUAUAUGUAUAAAAUACUAUAUGAAUUAUAGAACUUGUCACAUAUUUGUUAGACUUAGCUCUUGCGAGGUGAAAAAUCAUAAGUAAUUUACGAGAUUAUUUUAACUUGCCCAAUUUCAGAUGGCAAAUGCUUGCCUUGUGAAUACUUUUACAAAACAAUGAAAUUGAAUCUACUACAAAAAAUUAAUUAAUAUAAUUUUCGAGUUAACCGAGCUAACUUGGAUUUAAUCAUAUCACCUUUUCAAGUCAUUUUCCAGACAUAGAAGCGAGUAAUUUAAAAAAUGUCACUAAAAACAGAUCAGUAUUUUUCCAAUUCACAGCGCUUCUUCAUGUAUAAUUCUAGAAUGACGAGAUAUUAAGACAGAAUUUAUAUAUUCCUAACUCUUAUUUUUGCUUCCAUAUAUUAUAAUAAAAUAUUUUCAUCUUUGGGAUUUAUAUUUUAUGUUCUGGUUGAUUGCAGUACAGUCGCUUAUUUAAGAUUACUUAAGCAAUGUAGAUGCCUGUAUUAAACACAGUUUGUAUUAAAAAAAACAGGGAUAUCCAAACUAUGUAUAGUAAAACUAUUUGUAGAUAUGGAGUCUUGGAAAUAUGUAUAACUGGAGUAAAUUCUGUUGCAGAUUGUAUUACUCUAAUUGGUAAGUUUGCAUAUUCCUGUGUUAAAAUAUUCAUUGUAUUAAUACUAAAUGCAAUUAGAGAUUAGCGUUGUCUUGCUACCAUCCCGGCUGACGUUUUACUGGAAACAAAUAUUAAACUAAUAAGAUUCAUAAAAUUGUACAAAUGAGUAUAACUUAAUUGUCUGAAUUGACGAUAGAUCAUUGAUUGCGUUAUAUUGUGUAACAUGCACUCGAUUAUUUCAUAAAUUUCCAAAAAUCAAGAAAUAAAGAUUUUGUAUACACGUGUAAAA